Messenger RNA from Pyrus x bretschneideri (Chinese white pear), 1135 nucleotides. RefSeq names its product DNA mismatch repair protein MLH1-like. Gene Ontology annotation, molecular function: ATP-dependent DNA damage sensor activity; ATP hydrolysis activity; ATP binding. Gene Ontology annotation, biological process: mismatch repair. The coding region runs from base 198 to 956 and encodes 252 amino acids. The record is from RefSeq and is a predicted model, not a curated record. The transcript has 5 exons. Lineage: Eukaryota; Viridiplantae; Streptophyta; Magnoliopsida; Rosales; Rosaceae. Gene Ontology annotation, cellular component: MutLalpha complex.
UAUAAAUAAAGAAAAAUACUAUUCACUGUAAUAUUAAAUGGCAACGCAAUUCUUAACCUAAUUUUACUCUCAUCUAUUGAACCAAAAAAAAAAAUAAUAAUAAUAAUAAUAAAUAACUCGUUUCUUCUUCAUUUUGACGGUGCCGGGAAAAUUUGGCGCUUCCAAACGAAAAUAGAAAUUUUGGCAGUGCAACGGAAAUGGAAAUUGAAGCAGAAGAAGAGCAAGUCGCGACGGAGCCUCCCAAAAUUCACCUCCUAGAAGAGUCUCUGGUGAACCGAAUCGCUGCCGGCGAGGUCAUCCAACGCCCUGUCUCCGCCGUCAAAGAGCUCGUCGAGAACAGCCUCGACGCCCGCUCCUCCUCCAUCAACGUCGUCGUCAAGGACGGCGGCCUCAAACUCAUCCAAGUCUCCGACGACGGCCAAGGCAUACGCUAUGAGGACCUGCCGAUACCGUGUGAGCGGCAACCCUCGGCGUUUGAGGACUUGCAGUCGAUAAAGUCGAUGGGGUUCAGAGGAGAAGCACUUGCCAGCAUGACAUACGUAGCUCACGUCACCGUCACCACCAUUACCAAAGGCCAGUUGCAUGAUUAUAGCAUGGAGCUGCUGGAGCAGAUGUUAAUUCUGUUUCCACAGCAUCAAGGAUUGAUGCAAUUCGAUCGGUGUACGGGGGUGUCUGUUGCUCGCAGUCUGAUGAAAUGGAAGCUUCAGAUAAAGAUCCUUCUAGCUCAGUUUUUCAGAUGGACGGCUUUAUCUCCGAUUCCAAUUAUAGUAAAUCAUAGAUCGGUAGAUUGCAGUGAUCUGAAGAGAGCUCUAGAAGUUGUUUAUGCUGCAACAUUGCCAAAAGCAUCAAAACCCUUCAUAUACAUGUCAAUUAUGUUACCACCUGAACAUGUUGAUGUGAACGUUCACCCAAACAAAGAGAGAGGUAAGCCUUCUGAAUCAGGAAAUCAUCAUUGAGACACAAACAUUUCAGGAACAAUAGACAGAAUUGCACAUAUCUUCUGAAAAAAACAAACAAAACCCACCAAGCAGAAGAGCAGAAACAUUCUAAGCUAUCUGGACAGACUAUCCAGAAAUAUUAUCUGAUACAAAGUUGCAAAUAUGCCUCUAUAUCAAACACAAAACAUUGAAUUUCA